Anthonomus grandis grandis is the source of this 697-nucleotide messenger RNA. RefSeq names its product protein Abitram. NCBI's taxonomy places the organism in Eukaryota, Metazoa, Arthropoda, Insecta, Coleoptera, Curculionidae. The transcript has a single exon. Gene Ontology annotation, biological process: regulation of actin filament polymerization; regulation of filopodium assembly; dendrite morphogenesis. Gene Ontology annotation, cellular component: filopodium tip; nucleus; lamellipodium. Gene Ontology annotation, molecular function: actin filament binding; actin monomer binding. The coding region runs from base 69 to 674 and encodes 201 amino acids. The record is from RefSeq and is a predicted model, not a curated record.
AGCUGUCAUUGAUAAACGUCACGUUUGUUUACAAAAUGCACAUUUUUCAAACAAUUUAAUUAAUCGGCAUGGAUCCUCUCGAUUCCGAGGAUCAAAUCGUCGCGAAAAAAAUCAAACAAUUAUCCGUACCGAUCCUGCAAAGUAUCACUCGAGAGGAAAUCGACAAUUUCGAGCCCUACCACGAACGUUAUUACGAGAACAAGUACUGUACCGCUUUUAAUACGCCCCGAAAGAGACACGACACGAUUUUACGGUUCCACUCGAACAAACUGAUCCUUAUAUCUAUAGCGGAGGGCCACGACAUCUUUCGGAACAAGAAAGUUAUCGAAAAAAUCGACUUUACGGUGAACCAAGUGGACCGGUUGAAUAUUAAUGUGUCGGGCAAGAAAAAGACCGGGGCCAAGACGCUGAAAAGGGGCGCGGUCUUGUGCUAUUUAAAGUGUCGAGGGGAGGACGAACCGUAUCCGGUUUAUUGUGCCCUAACCUCGAAACUGAUCGAAGUGAACCAGUUAGUUGUUCGGGACCCCCAGUUACUCGUCAAGAGCUAUCGGGAGCUUGGUUACAUAGCGGUGCUGAAUCCCUCAAGGUUCGGACCUCAAAAAUAUGUGGAGAGCAAUAGUGAAUUAUUGUGCGAAGAAGAAUAUAAGAAAUCUCUCUGUUCUGUGUGUUUCUAACAAAUAAAACAAUAUGCAACAAU